AUGGCAUUUCAAGGAGCAACGAUUGUAGCGGCUCCCAAUGAAUUCAAAGUGCCUUUUCCAUCAUAUUUACAGAUUAGCAAAGUUCAGGUAGGCUUGAAAAGUGAUAGAUAUAUGAAUAAAUUCCGUUUGUUCAGUUUCAAAAAGAAUUUGGGUCACGCUUAUUGGCUGCCUCGUCAUGGGAUGGAACUUUGCGGAUUUUCGAUAUCGGAAAAGUUGGAGAAAUCACCGAAAAAAUGCUGUUCCACAAUGGAAAAUCACUUUUAACUUGUACAUUUGCGGUAAAUCUUUUUUUUUGAAUUUUUGAAUAUAAAAUUAGUUUUCAGGGAUACAACAAGAUCGCAUGCGGUGGUGUUGAUCACAAUGUAAAAUUAGUGGAUAUCGAAACUGGAAUGGGGACCCUUAUUGGAUCACAUGCUUUGGCUGUUCGAUGUUCAGAAUAUAAUCCACAAACCAAUAAUGUUGUAACUGGAGGAUGGGAUUCAGCGGUUAAGGUGAGUACUUAGAUUUCACGUCCUUCUCCAAAAAUGUUAAUUUUUUGCAGAUUUGGGAUACUCGAUCCUAUGGAAAUGGCGCUGCUAGUCAAACUAGUGUUUCAUCAAGUGUCUACGCGAUGGAUGUUCACAAUAAUCAAAUCCUAGUCGGAACAAAGCAACGAAAAAUCUAUCUGUUCGAUAUUCGAAAUCUCCAAGAGCCUCUUCAAGUGCGCGAAAGUCCGCUCAAAUAUCAAACUCGUUGUGUUCAAUUUUUCCCAAAUGGCGAAGCAUUUGUUGUUUCUUCAAUUGAAGGUCGAGUUGCUGUUGAAUAUGUUGAUCAAAGUAAUGAUCAAGUUAAACGAAAAUAUGCAUUCAAAUGCCAUCGAGAAAAAGAGGCAGAUGGAACUGAAUUGAUAUAUCCAGUUCAUACAAUUGCAUUUCAUCCAAAACAUGGAACAUUUGCAACAGGCGGUAGUGAUGGAAUUGUUAAUAUUUGGGAUCCAUUCAAUCGAAAAAGAAUUAUCCAAUUGCACAAGUAAGUUGUUGAUUUUUAUUUGGAAAAAAAAUGCAAAUUAAAAUAACACUUUUGCAGAUUCGAAACCACAAUUUCCUCAUUAUCUUUCAACGAAGAUGGAACUCAACUCGCAAUCGCAUCUUCAUAUCAAUUCGAACAUGAAAACGAUCCAAAACCAUUGCCGAGCAAUUCGAUAACAAUUCGACAUAUAACAGAUCCAGAAAGUCGACCAAAAUAA
This is a messenger RNA of Caenorhabditis angaria, 1225 nucleotides long. The record is from the annotation of a GenBank genome assembly. Lineage: Eukaryota; Metazoa; Nematoda; Chromadorea; Rhabditida; Rhabditidae.